AUGAAGGAGGAGGGCGACUGGAGCAGCAGCGAGAGGCGACUGCACGUCAGCGCCAGGUCCGCCAUCGCCAACCCAUCUCCGAGCGCCGCGUUCGCCGACCACCGUUUCCGUCCACGCCACUGGGUCAUGCUCGACCUGAAAUCCAAGAUCCCCGACGACGACGACGACGCCAGGCUCUUCCUCCACGCCCCCACGGGGCGCUUCCGCCGCCUGCGGCUCCCGGCGCUCCGGGACCACUACAUCCUCAGCGCGUCCGACGGGCUCAUCGUGCUCAGAGACAGGGAGCACCCACGCUUGGCUCGUGUCCUCAACCCCUUGACAGGCGACAUGCUCCACUUUGCUGCGCCCUUGUGGGAAGGGCUAGGGUCUGUGGCUACACUGCAUGCCGCAGUGAGCGGCGGCGCUCGACCGGCGCUGGUCGUGUGGCGGAUAUGGGACAGAAGAGGGCACACGGUUCUGUAUGGUGAUCCAACCAGCACUGAAUUUGCUGAGGGGUACAUUGGCAAGGUCUUGCUGACUACCAUGGUUACCUUCCAAGGGACCAUCUAUCUUGCUGGUCAGGAAGGAUCGGUAUGGAAACUCGUCCCAGCAGAGCACCGCCAUCCUGAGCUUCUAGUCGCAGCUCAGAUGUCGCCUGAUGCGGACAUAUAUUUACAGGAGAACAAAAUCGCAAAGUCUUAUCUCGUGGAGUCUGCCGGGGAGCUUCUGCUCGUUCGCCAUCGGGAUCAAGCCUUGAAAGUUUUCAGAGUCGAUGUCGAGCACAAGAUGUUGGAGGAGGUCAAGAGCAUCAGCUGCCGCGCACUGUUUCUUGGUGCCGAGAGGUGUGUGUCAGUGGAUGCCAAUAUGCUUCCGUCCAUCGACACUGACUGCAUAUACAUGUUUGAUUGGGUACAAACUCACAUAGAGCGUGUCUUGCAUGUCUAUAACCUAAGGGACGCCACGAUGGACAUUAUCUACCAUCCAAAACAAAGCUUUCACGAGGAUCCCUAUCAUUAUUUAUUUGGAUUGGACAUUUACAGUAGUCACAAUGGAUUUGACAUUUACAGUAGUCACAACAACCAUCAUGUCCGCCCUCUCAGUCUUAUUCAGGUUCUCCUCGACUACUGCAACGGCGAUACGAGCUCUAAUUUUUAA
Molecule: messenger RNA, 1134 nt
Organism: Lolium rigidum
Lineage: Eukaryota; Viridiplantae; Streptophyta; Magnoliopsida; Poales; Poaceae
Exons: 1
Coding region: 1-1134 (377 amino acids)
Source: RefSeq, a predicted model, not a curated record